Messenger RNA from Penicillium subrubescens, 1020 nucleotides. Its product is annotated as mitogen-activated protein kinase HOG1. The record is from RefSeq and is a predicted model, not a curated record. Gene Ontology annotation, biological process: protein phosphorylation; stress-activated MAPK cascade; cellular response to oxidative stress. Bases 1 to 1020 code for a protein of 339 amino acids. NCBI's taxonomy places the organism in Eukaryota, Fungi, Ascomycota, Eurotiomycetes, Eurotiales, Aspergillaceae. The transcript has 7 exons. Gene Ontology annotation, molecular function: MAP kinase activity; ATP binding. Gene Ontology annotation, cellular component: nucleus; cytoplasm.
AUGUCUGGUUUGAAAGUUGAAACUGAAAUCAUUCCUCCAAGCUCUGCUCAAGACCGAAAAAACCAUCGAUUUGUCGAAAUGCAAAAGUAUCCAGAGCCAUUCGCAACGGCAAGCAUGGCUCGACAAAUAUUGAGAGAGGUCAAAAUAUUGAGACUCAUGAAGCAUGAAAAUACCUGUACGCUAUUCCAGAAGAUACACCUGAAGAUCCAAAGCCUGACUAACUCUAGUUACCUCGUAACGGAACAAAUGGAAAUUGAUCUUCAAUCACUUUUGAGGUUAAAACCUAUUCAAGGAGAGUUUGUCCAGUACUUUUUGUAUCAGAUAAUGCGCGGACUUAAAUAUAUUCAUUCAGCCGAUGUUGUGCAUGGUGACCUGCAGCCAUGCAAUAUCCUCCUGAAUCGCAACUGCGACCUCAAAAUCAAAGGAUAUGGGAAGCCGCGAGUUCAUGGCCCUUGGAUGAGUCGCUAUGCUUGCACUCAAUACUACACGGCUCCCGAAGUCAUGUUGGCUGGCCAAGGAUAUGACGAGACCAUUGAUGUUUGGAGUGCAGGUUGUAUGUUUGCCGAGUUAUUGCAGGGAAAGGCCCUUUUCCCUGGUCUAAACGAUAUUCACCAAUUUCAUUUGAUCACGGAGAUGUUAGGCACGCCGUCAGAGACUGUCACGGAGAGGAUGACCAGCGGAAAUGCUUCCAACUUCAUUCAGUCACUUCCGAAACAUGCAGGCCAACCGCUGUCAAACAUCCUUCCCGGAAUUGAUCCAAAAGCGACUGAGUUAUUGGAGAAUAUGCUUGUUUUUGACCCACGAGAGAGAGUUACAGCAUCCGAGGCUCUACAUUUCGCCUAUCUAGCCCCUUAUCAUGACCCUACUGAUGAACCGGAGGCUGAAGAGAAAUUCGAUUGGACAUUUAAUACUGCAAACCAUUCAGUUGACGUCUGGAAAGCGGAGUUGCAAGCCGAAAUCCUCGACUAUCAUAGGGAAGAGACGUUGCGAGAAACCGUCCAACGAUGGCUGAAGGGGUGA